This is a messenger RNA of Xiphophorus couchianus (Monterrey platyfish), 5166 nucleotides long. It is a transcript of the gene alx4a, whose product is annotated as ALX homeobox 4a. Gene Ontology annotation, biological process: regulation of transcription by RNA polymerase II. Bases 427 to 1548 code for a protein of 373 amino acids. Gene Ontology annotation, molecular function: DNA-binding transcription activator activity, RNA polymerase II-specific; RNA polymerase II transcription regulatory region sequence-specific DNA binding. NCBI's taxonomy places the organism in Eukaryota, Metazoa, Chordata, Actinopteri, Cyprinodontiformes, Poeciliidae. The record is from RefSeq and is a predicted model, not a curated record. The transcript has 4 exons.
CCCCACGCCCCUGUUUUGCUUUUUCCCCCUCCCUUUCUUUUUUAGCAAAUAAGCAACCUAACUCGUUCAUGUCAUCAGCAUAAUCACUUAGGAGAGGUCCCUGAGGCCGGGAGAUCUGGGUCCUAUCCUCUGAGGGGAGACGGAGGUUUGUGUAACUCUACUCAAACCUGAGGGGGAGUUCGGAGUGUUUGGUCAACGACAGUGGUUCCUGGAAAAGAUCUGAAUCGCUUCAUAACCAAACCCAGCUGCGGUUCUGCUGCGGGCUGCAGCGUCUCUGUGCGUGCAUGCGUGCGUGCGGGUGCUUUUUCAUCUGAAUGAGGUAGACGGAGAGGAAGGGGUUUCUGGAGGAGAGAUAGAGAGGGAGGGAAAAGAGGAGAGGGGAAAAAAAAGUUUGGUCUUCUUUUUCCCUUGACUCUUUUUUUAGGCAUGAACGCCGAGACCUGUGUCCCAUACAGCGACAUGACAUCCAUGGAUUCAUAUUAUAGCCCCUCUGCUGCUCAAGGUAGGGAUCACCAGGCGGACCACUUUAGGACAUUUCCAGCUAGUGACAUCAAAUACAGCUCCACCGCCUUCCUGUCCAGCAAAGGUCAGGCUUACGGAGAGAAGUCCCGGAGCCCCUUCCAGCAGGAGUGCCAGUCAUUGGAUGCCGCCGCAGCUGGGCAAGGCUCUUUCAGCAAAUACCACCUCUUCAUGCAGAGGUCCUCCUGCAAAACACCGCCCGCGGAAGACAAGCUACUCCCGGAGAGGGGACACAACGGAGCGCUCGUCCCGUGCUAUGGUAAGGAUAGUUCAGGCCUGACAGACUCUGAUUUGGCCCCAGACUCUGAUCCACCUGGAAUGGACUCCAGAUACUUGGCUGUGAAGGACCAAGGCGUCAAGGCAGCCUCCGAAAGGUCGCCGAGCAACGACUUGGCGAGUCCGCUGGAAAAAGUCGAUGGUGGCGAAAGCAACAAGGGCAAGAAGAGACGCAACCGCACCACCUUCACCAGCUACCAGCUGGAGGAACUGGAGAAGGUUUUUCAAAAGACGCACUAUCCUGACGUUUACGCCCGGGAGCAGCUCGCUUUGAGGACUGACCUGACUGAAGCCCGAGUGCAGGUGUGGUUCCAGAACCGGAGAGCAAAGUGGAGGAAGAGGGAACGAUUUGGUCAGAUGCAGCAGGUCCGAACACAUUUCUCAACUGCUUACGAGCUGCCGCUCCUAACGCGCCCUGAGAACUACGCACAGAUCCAGAACCCCUCCUGGAUCGGCGGCAGCAGUGCAGCAUCUCCUGUCCCUGGCUGCGUUGUUCCCUGCGACACCGUGACCACCUGCAUGACCCCACACCCCCACUCUGCCAGUGGGGUCUCUGACUUCCUGGGCGUAUCGAGCCCCGGUGGACACGUUGGACAGCCUCACAUGGGCAGCCUGUUUGGCGGCUCUCCUGGCAUGGCUGCAGGCAUCAACGCAUACGAUCUCAACAUGGAUCCCGACCGCAAAUCCUCCAGUAUUGCUGCUUUGCGUAUGAAAGCCAAAGAGCACAGUGCUGCCAUUUCUUGGGCAACAUGAUGCGCCGAUGCACGCUGGAUGGGGGAUCUUACGCAAACUAGGGGCACUUAAUUCAAAACUCUGCAGGAAGAAGUGACUGCCUUUAUAAAUGCUGCAACAAAAAUGAUUAUGAGCAUCGGAGAUGACUGGCAGAGAUUUGCCAGGUUUCAGUGCCUCUGCUGGAGGAAAGUCGGUGUGAAAGCCUGAUAGAAAAAAAUCCUGUGUAGUCCUAAAGACAGACAAAGAGGAGGAUUUCAAACACUCUCAUGCACUUAUCUGCCCACGUUUAUUGUCUGUGCAUUACUAUAAGUGUAUGCCGUUUGGUGUUUGGUGCUGUUUUCAUUUUUACUUUAUUUAAUUUUUUGUAGGAUUUUUUUUCUGAAUUCUUUGUACUUUUACAGAUAUUUCAACCAAAAAAGCAAAAAACAGAAAGUCAUUGUUAAAUUUUUGAAGCCACAAUGAUUUCUUUUUUUUUUUUUCAUCAACAAUAUUUUUAGCAUUAGCAAAUUUUUAAUAUCUGAAAUACUGGGGCUGUAAAGACAAACAAGUGUUUCAGAAAAUCGUCCUGCACAUCCAUCAUGUCUGGCUCCUCACUUUCAACACAGCUUUUCGCAAAUACUGCAAGUUUAGGAAAGUCUAAACCCAUAAGUGAUUCGGUUUCCUCACAUUUAACUGUCAAGUGGGUGAAAUAUGAUUAGGCUGAGUAUGAUCGAGAUAGGAGAUCCACCUGCUGCACUGAGUAGGCCUGUUGAUGCCCACAGAGAAGAGGCAAUGGACGAGGAAGUGAGAGGGGAGGUGCACAGCAGGCCUGCUGCUCUCUGGACCUCAGAGCCUUGAAACAGACACGCCUCUCUUUGAAAAAAGGACAUUUUCUCUAAUAAGUGGACUCAACUGAGCCCCUUGCCUUGCUUCAGAGAAGGAAGCGCCCUCUACUCAGUCAGACUGUCAGGAAUAACACAGAAACAAGGAAUCCCCGUGUUUGAAAGAGAGAAGACCGGCACAGAUUACAAAUGUGCGUUGACACUUUGAAGCUUUUCAAGGACUUGUCAUUGUUUAACUUUUAAGGAUUUUCAACAAGAAUGUGUCUAGCUGUCAAAGCAGUUAAGUUAUUAAGAAACCACAGUCAAAGCUGAACAGGUGGUAUUUUUUUUUUUCUAGUUGCUCUAUUCAAAGUACUUAAAGCAUCAAAGUCACUGUUAAUUGAAAAACGUCUUUAUAGGGGGAUGGCCAUGUGACAAUAACACAGUCAUUAAUUAUAAUCUACAUUUCAGGUGAAGCAUGAAAGAAGCCUGACAAAAAGUCUAAAUCUUUGAAGUUCGUAUAAUAAAAACAUUCUGGCAGAGUUUUAGUAUGGAUGUUAUUGUUAGGUUCAAUGUCUUUCAAGAAAGAAGGAAAGAUAAAAGAGCUCAUCACAGUCCAAAAAACAAUUGGCCCAAUAAACAGUCCUGUUUCGAAAUGUUGCCACUGAAGAGAAGCACAGAACCAAAAACAUCUUUGCAAACAGAUUCAAAUAAAAGGAGAUCAUUGUAGAACAGCAUCUAAAGAUACUAAACAUGGAGCAGGUUUUAAUAAAGUUUUCCAUUAAGUCAUGUUUUUGUACUGUCAAAUCUAUGCUCCUGACAACGGGUUAUCCGUUUAAAGUACCGGCCCACAGCAUAAUACCACCUUUGCCACAUUUUUGGUAGACUCCUCAUUGUAAAACAUUGCCCUUUCUAGACUUGCUGAUAAUCUUUAGUGAAGCCUAAUUAUACCGGUGCCUACUUAAAAUAUGGUUAAGAAAAUCUUGGCCAGUUGUCUCAUGGCCUGUUAUUGACUAAAUGUCUGAUGUUUUCAUCACUAUAACAAAGAAACAGAAAUCAGUCAAUUUCCACAUAGAGAAAUUAAUCAAAUUUUGUGCUCUACCAAAUUUUAAAAUUUGGCAUAACACAUUUUUUGUCAAAGAAAGAAUUGUUAUUUUUAUGUUAAAAGAAAUUUAAAACAGUCAAAAGGAUAGUAAGGUUAUCAAUAAUAGAGCCUAGGACAACUCAGUUUUUUUGUCAUUGUUGAAAAGAACUUUAGUUAAAUUCACCAGUUAUUAUAGGUUUUUUGGUUUGUUUUGUUUUUUGUUGUUUUUUACAAGGGUGUGCACCUUCAGUGAGUACUCAGACUGCUUAUCAAUAAUUUAAAACUGGUUGUACAGUAAAACAACAGGUAUUACUUGCUAGAUACAGGAAGGAGAAUAGGCAGAUAAAAGUCAGGUGGACUUAGCCAAAUGUUUCACUUCUAACUGGGGAUAUCAUAUACUUUAACAAUAAGGACUAGUUUCCCCCCUGGCAACAGCUUCCUCUAGUGACAGAAAUAGCAAAUGAAGUUUUCCAUAGUUCUAUAGCAUAGGGGUGGACAUAUUUCCUGUGACCAGAAAGCUAAAUGUAGGCUUAAAGCAUAACAAAGAUGUUCAUUUUCUCAAAGAGUCAAUCUGAAAUAUUGCACCAGGUCGAAAGGCAGAGGAUUUCCCUAAACUGAACCACAUCAACUUUCCCUUUUGUUUGGUUGGAGCAGCAACUUACAGGCCAAAAUCUGUCAGCAGAGAUCACUCUAAAAUUAUCUGCAUUAUAGUAAACUCUGUGGCGAAAAUGGUAGGAUAUGUGUUUGCGUGGAAGACAAAGUGUAUUCUUUAUGAGGUUGCCCCCCCACCCUCCUUUUAGCUGAGGGGUUGAACGAAGGGCGAGCUGUGAGGGCGUCUGUGUGUUCCGGUGUUCUGGGAAAAGGACAGUGCACACAGCUGCGGUCGAGGGGUAAAUGCAAAACAAACAUGCCUCACACAUGCUUCCAGCUUCAGCUGUCACAGCUCUGCUUUCAAACGAUUCACCCCUAUCACACAUGAUGCACCGCGCCUCUUCCUGGGCUCGCUUCCAUCACGUCCAACAGCCCCAGUGCUGCAGCCAAUAAUCAGCUGCAGGGUCCGAGGGCCGCACAGAUCAGUAAGGCUCUUUAAUUAACACAGAGCCCUGUGGAGGCUGAAGACCACCAUAUUGUGUGUCAGGAUGGACGGGAGCAUCUGGUUUAAUGAAGACUGUCCAUCUGCACAGAGCACGCAAACGCUGUAGCACUGAGUUGCUCAGGUUUACAGAACACAUACUCGGUGUUCUAGCUUUUUUAAGAGUUUAGGUUUUGCUUGACUUUUUUUUGGUUGUAUCUUUUAUAGGUCUGUUGAUGCGAGGAAGCGUCUUCCUGUCCGCUGCGUUGAUUCUGCCAUGAAUGAUUCCAUUACCCAGUUUUCUCAGUUUCUGAUACUACUGAAGUCAAGUAAUCAGCAUAGGAGCAACUAUAUGAUGAAUAUAUGUGUUGAUGCAUUGUUGUACAUGGAGAAGAUUGAUGUGUCGUAGCUCUUGGAAUUGUAAUUAAAUUGAUGUUUAGUCAAUAUUUUUGAAUCAGUUUAUCAAGUAUUUAAACAUGCUUUUCAGUACUCUUUGAAUAUACACUUUUUUAUUGAAAACCUGGAGGUGUAUACAUGUAUUUUCAAAGAUGAAUGAACAGAAUUUGUCUGCUUAUGUUCUUUAAAAGUUUUUUUCAUGUUUGUGGCUUUAAGCUACACUUUGAAUUAAGAAAUCUGCUCUCGCAUGUGUUGUUUGAGUGAUUAAAGUACUAUAAGUUAUUGCA